Molecule: messenger RNA, 1380 nt
Organism: Pedinophyceae sp. YPF-701
Lineage: Eukaryota; Viridiplantae; Chlorophyta; Pedinophyceae
Source: the annotation of a GenBank genome assembly
AUGUCUCUUCCGGACAGGCCAGGGCCCGAGGCCGCGACGAACGCGCUGACGUCUGGUGGGCAUCAUGCAGCAAUGACACUGAGCGGGUACGGGAGCGGCGACGCCGCGUGGACGGGCACGCAGGUCGCCGCCGCGGCUGCGACGGCAUGUCUGCUCGGCGCUGCACUCGGCUACCUCUCCUCGUCACGGCUGGACGCCGCACGCGGCCACACUACGGCGCCCUCUGCAUCUGCGUCCCUCGACGACAGUGCUGGCGCGCGUGCGGGGCGUGAUGUCGUGGACGGGCUCGAAGGCUUGAUAGGGAACACGCCCCUUGUGCGUAUCAGGAGCCUGUCGGAGGAGACGGGGUGCGAGAUUCUGGCCAAAGCGGAAUUUCUGAAUCCUGGGGGCUCCGUAAAAGACAGGGUCGCGCUGAGCGUGCUGCGCGAGGCGAUGGACAGCGGCCGCCUCUCCCCGGGCGGCACGGUCUUCGAGGGCACGGUGGGCUCGACCGGAGUCUCACUGGCAACGCUCGCGCCCGCCCUCGGCGUCCGCGCGCACAUCUGCAUGCCCGACGACGCAGCACUCGAGAAGGUCGCCCUUCUCAACGCCCUCGGCGCCACCGUCGAGCGCCUCCGUCCCGUCAGCAUCAGCCACCCGGACCACUUUGUCAACGUCGCGCGCCGCCGGGCCGCCGACGCCCCCAACCCCCCCGGGGGGGUCUUCGCGGACCAGUUCGAGAACGCAGCGAACCUCGACGCGCACCUCGCGACCGGCGAGGAGAUAUGGCGCCAAACCGGCGGCCGUAUCGACGCCUUCGUCUCCGGCGCAGGCACCGGGGGGACUCUCGCGGGGGUGUCCCGGGCGCUCAAGCAGCGCGACCCCGCCGUGCUCACCGUCCUCAUCGACCCCCCGGGCUCCUCGCUGUACAACCGCGUCGCGCGCGGCGUCGCCUACCACGGCGCGGAGGCCGAGGGUCGCCGCCUGCGGAAUCCCUUCGAUACAAUCGUCGAGGGAAUGGGCCUGAACCGCGUCACCGCGAACUUCGCGGCCGCGCGGAUCGACGCGGCGAUGCAGGCGUCGGACCGCGAGGCCGUUGAGAUGGCGGCGUAUCUGGUACGCAACGACGGGCUGUUUGUGGGGUCGAGUGCGGCGGUGAACUGUGUCGGCGCGGUGAAGGUCGCGCGACGGCUCGGGCCCGGGCACACGGUCGUGACGGUGCUGUGCGACGGCGGGCAGCGGCACCUGUCGCGGUUCCACUCCCCGGCGUAUCUGGCGACGCUGGAUCUGAUGCCGGCGGCGCAGGGGAGGGGGUUGGAGUUCGUCAAGGGCCCGCGGGAGACGAACGCGCGGCCGUACGGGGCUGCGUUCAAGGCGGUCGGCGACGAUAACGCCUCGUAG